AAAUAACUCUCUUACCACACUCAGCAACUUCCUUUGGCUAUUACACGUUUGGCAGUCACCCAUUGUCCUAUCUUGGUUCUUUGUCCCUCUCAUCGGUGAAAACCCCGCCAUCUUCAUUUCGACCAUUCCAUUGCUCCUCUGCCGCCAUGUCUGGUGUUAGCAAAGCUUGCUGCUCUAUCCCUCCCAUUGUCUCCAAGGACUAUAAGGCCAAGGGUGAAUACAAGACCAUCAAUGGCUUGAAGACAUACGUCACCGGCCCGGAGAAUGCUUCCAAGGCUAUCCUAGUCAUCUACGACAUCUUUGGUUUCUUCGACCAGACCAUCCAGGGUGCUGACAUCCUCGCCACUGCCAAUGAGCAGAAGUACCGGGUCUUCAUGCCCGACUUUUUCGAAGGCCAGCCCGCCGACAUCACCUGGUUCCCUCCCCAGACCGAGGACCACAAGCAGAAGCUCGGCAACUUCUUCCAGACCAAGGCCGCGCCCCCCAGCACCAUUUCUAAGAUCCCAGGUGUUGUGUCGGAAGCUAACAAGUUUGCCCAAAAUGGCAGCUUCGAGUCCUGGUCCAUCCUGGGCUACUGCUGGGGUGGAAAGAUCACCGCCCUGGUCUCGGGCAAGGACAACCAGAUCUUCAAGGCCGCCGUGCAGUGCCACCCCGCUAUGCUCGCCCCAGAUGAUGCGAAGUCGGUCACCAUCCCCAUGGCCGUGCUCGCGUCCAAGGAUGAGAACCCCCAGGAUGUCCAGGAUUUUGGCUCCAACCUGAAGGUUGCGAACUACGUUGAGACUUUCUCCACUCAGAUCCACGGCUGGAUGGCAGCCCGUUCAAACCUCGAGGAUGCCGAAGUCCGCAAGGAGUACGAGAGGGGAUACAAGACUGCUUUGGAGUUCCUCCAUAAGCACGCUUAA
Molecule: messenger RNA, 902 nt
Organism: Aspergillus nomiae NRRL 13137
Lineage: Eukaryota; Fungi; Ascomycota; Eurotiomycetes; Eurotiales; Aspergillaceae
Product: dienelactone hydrolase family protein
Exons: 5
Molecular function (GO): hydrolase activity
Source: RefSeq, a predicted model, not a curated record